CCAAUGAUGUUCACAUGCCAGAUUUUAGAACAACAUAUUAGAAUGGCUCUCCCAAGUUUGAAGUCUGAGCUGAACUCAGAAAUGAAUGCUAUUGUUAAAGAACUUCAGACAUACGGAAAUGUUGUAGAGGCUAAUGUGGAAAAAGGAGUAGUUUUGUUGAACAUUUUGUCAAAAUAUUGUGAAGAUUUUUAUGCUAUGGUGGAUGGAAGUAGUCAGGAAAUAUCAACUAAAGAAUUGUCAGGUGGAGCCAGGAUCCAUUAUAUAUUUCAGUCAAUUUUUGUAAAGAGCUUGGAGGAAGUCGAUCCUUGUGAGGGUCUAAAUGAUGAUGAUAUUCGGAUAGCUAUUCAAAAUGCUGCUGGUGCUAGAAAUGCAUUAAUCGUUCCAGAGGUCCCAUUUAGAGUUUUGUGAACAAAGAUACUUGGAGGCUACAAAGCCAUAACAGUUCCAUCAGAGGACGAUAAAAAAAGCCAAAGAUCUCUUUAUGCACAAUUAGAAGCAGUUGCUGACAUGAAAUUCACAUAUAUUGCUACCUGUCAAAACUAUGGCAACCAGAAGCGAAGUGGAGAUCGUCGUUCAAUAGACAUCCUGA
This is a messenger RNA of Humulus lupulus (European hop), 589 nucleotides long. Its product is annotated as dynamin-related protein 3A-like. Lineage: Eukaryota; Viridiplantae; Streptophyta; Magnoliopsida; Rosales; Cannabaceae. The transcript has 5 exons. Gene Ontology annotation, cellular component: membrane; cytoplasm; microtubule. Gene Ontology annotation, molecular function: GTPase activity; microtubule binding. The record is from RefSeq and is a predicted model, not a curated record. Bases 4 to 408 code for a protein of 134 amino acids.